UCUAACCUUGUAUUAUUGAAUCAUGGUAUUCUAUCAUUCUUGAUACAGACCUUUCGUUUUAAAACAAACACACCAUUACAAAACUAUCUCGUCAUUCUAAACGAACGCGUUUAUCACAUCUGAGUUGACAACACGGGUUUCAUUUACGGCACCGAUUGACAUUUACAUCGCUCAACAAAAGCUGCACCUGGAAUAAGCUGCUCAACUAACAAGGACUGGUGAACACAAGUAUUUACCAACUAGUGGAAUAACCUGGCGUUUGCGAGCUAACCGCUCUGCCAUCACACUCAAAUCACAAAAAAAAAAAAAAAAUUUUUUAUAAAUAUGACACCAGUCUUCUAAUUUCAUUCAUCCGUGCUAUUAACUAAUUUAGUUAAGCGGAACAACAAAUCCCAAUCAUAGUUAAAAGCGAUGGACAGUCAGGUUUUGCAGGAUUUUGUCCAAAGUCGUUCCCGUACGCCACGUUCACAUAAGAUGCAAAGGAACUCCAGAGAAACAUUAAAAAUAGGGUUGUAUCAUUGCCCCCCACCUGCUGCGUAUGCCAAAGACGAUUGCAUGCAAACUCAAUGCAAUGCUUGCAACGGGUGGAGUCUGCUCAGGCCUACGGACUCAUCGGCUUUGGACCACAUCGUUUGUGGCCCCCUGCUGCUCAAAGAGAGCUGCCUCCACGGCAAACCCCAGUCCAACUGAGGCUGGUGCCACUUUAGGGCAUGUUUAGGUCUGCUCAACUGCGACGCCGCUCAC
Rhagoletis pomonella (apple maggot) is the source of this 744-nucleotide messenger RNA. RefSeq names its product anaphase-promoting complex subunit 13-like. The coding region runs from base 412 to 690 and encodes 92 amino acids. The record is from RefSeq and is a predicted model, not a curated record. Gene Ontology annotation, cellular component: anaphase-promoting complex. Gene Ontology annotation, biological process: protein K11-linked ubiquitination. The transcript is spliced from 3 exons. Lineage: Eukaryota; Metazoa; Arthropoda; Insecta; Diptera; Tephritidae.